Molecule: messenger RNA, 902 nt
Organism: Elaeis guineensis (African oil palm)
Lineage: Eukaryota; Viridiplantae; Streptophyta; Magnoliopsida; Arecales; Arecaceae
Source: RefSeq, a predicted model, not a curated record
UUCCUACCGUACUCCAAUUCCAGUUCUCGGUUCCCGUAAUCGGUACGCGCACACAUCCCGCCACCAUUCCCCACUCCUGAUCGCAUCCUAGCCGUCGAUUCGGCGAUCUACGCCGUGAACGCGAUGUGGCGCUGCCGCCGUCUCCAGGAGAUGAAGCGCCUCUUCCGGUGUGUGGAGGCGCUCGCCGCCGUCCUCCUCCUCUCCUGGUCCUCCGCCCGCCUCCCCGCCGCCGCCCGCCUCUCCGGCGACCUCCUCCGUCGCCUCGCCGCCCUCCUCCUCAGUCCCCGCUUCGUCUUCCUCCUUGGCAACGCCAUCGUCCUCGUCCUCUUCGCCAAGUCCGGCCACUCCUCUCCUUCCCCCGCCGCCGCUUCUCUGCCCGCCGGAGCCGGCGACAUCUACGACGAGUUCGUCGACCGCCAGAGACGGAUGAUGCAGUACCCGGCGGCGGAGGUGGUGUACGAGGACAAGAAGGUGUGCGUGGAGGGGCGAGCGUGCCACAGGAGCCCGUCGGAGAGAAUGGAAUGGGGUCCGAGGGCGCCGGAGUUCCGGCGGUCAGUCACGGAGGUCGAGAGUUCCAAGCAGCCGGUGGCGUCGGAGGAGGAUGCGGAGGAGUUCCGGCGUACGGUUGAGGCGUUUAUCGCGAAGCAGUUGAGGUUCCACCGGCAGGAGUCCAUGUCCAUGACCGUUGGCUCCUCCGCAGGAACAGCAGAACCGGAUAAAUAAAAAUAAUACCAGAAAUUAAACUUAGAAUGGAAAAAUCUCUCUGUUUUUUCCUUUUCUCGCUUAUAUUUCUCCAUAAAAUUUGUAAAAGCUGCAGAUUAUUCAGAGAGAGUUUCAUUUCGGAGAAAAAAUCCUUAUGUGGACAUCAUUGACCCGAGGAUGUUUUCGUAAUUUCAUAUUUU